Messenger RNA from Mycotypha africana, 1392 nucleotides. RefSeq names its product quinon protein alcohol dehydrogenase-like superfamily. The record is from RefSeq and is a predicted model, not a curated record. Lineage: Eukaryota; Fungi; Mucoromycota; Mucoromycetes; Mucorales; Mycotyphaceae. Gene Ontology annotation, biological process: DNA-templated DNA replication; rRNA processing. Gene Ontology annotation, molecular function: protein binding. The transcript has a single exon. The coding region runs from base 1 to 1392 and encodes 463 amino acids. Gene Ontology annotation, cellular component: nuclear pre-replicative complex.
AUGUCCACCGAAGUUGUAUUAUCAGCAUCAAGUACAGACAGUACUAUUUAUUUAUGGGACAUUCGUUCCGGCUCUAGUAUUUUUUCAUUCAAACAAAGCAUGUCACAAAAGGGUGGUUUGACAUUAGUUCAGAAACCAGGUGGCAGUUUUCAGAUCGAUUCGAUUGUCGCAGCUCAAACCGAUCGUGCUAUUCUCAAUGUAUAUCAAUGGCAACGCGAUCAAGUACUUCAUAAAAUGACUACCAACGAAAAAAUGGUCAGCGUAGUAUCUUCACAUCAAGGUCGUUAUUUAGCAGCUGCAACAGCCAGUGGCAAAGUGUAUUUAUGGCAUAUACCCACCGGUCAUUUAUUACGAGUUUUUGAAGCCCAUUAUCGCCGGAUCAAUAAGCUUGCAUUCAGCUAUGAUGACGUAGUUUUAUUAACAGCAAGUGAAGAUGCGACAGUAAACGUAUGGUUGCUAGCACAUCUUGUGCAACCAUCGGAUAGUAAUAGUGGCUAUGGGGAUCUGACAGCACGCCCAUCCCCAUUAUAUUCUUGGUCAGACCACACAUUACCUGUAUUAGAUAUAUUUGUUGGUAUUGGCACUCUGUCAAGCACAAGAGUGUGCACAGCUAGCUUGGACCAUACAGUCAAGUUGUGGGAUUUGUCAACUGGUCAUCUUUUAACAACGUUUUUAUUCCCUAAGGGCGUUACCAGCAUUGUAAUGAAUCCAUCAGAAACAACCUUAUUCGCAGCUUGUGAAGACAAUAAAAUUUAUUCAAUUGAUCUAUACAAACGACACGAGGAUCAGUCCUAUGGAGUUAAUACUUUGAAGAGUUUAGGAGGCAUGAGCCGAGUUGAGUCGGUUGGUAUCAAAUCAAUAACAUCAUCAACAGCAAAAUCACAUAAACUAGCAGAGGAGGAAGACACAGGAUCGGUUUAUGUGGGACAUACAGAUAAGAUCAACUCAUUAGCACUAUCAUUUGACGGCACUGUACUUAUUUCUGGAUCAGAUGAUGGCAGCUGUAUCGUUUGGGAUGUACUUAGUCGUCAGUUAUUACGUAAAUUCGAACUACAUAAAGGGCCAGUGACACACGUUUCUUGCUUUUUGAAGCCAUUACAAUUACACUCUGAGUAUACUAAUAAUACAACUCAACAACAAUCCAAUAUACCAAUGCCAUGGAAGCCGUUAAAACGUGCUCUAGCAACAUCCGAUGAGGAAUACCGUGAUGCUAGCUAUCAGGUACUUACUAAUACCAGAAAAGACUUAGCGUCUCAUCAGCAACUGUCAGAUAAUGGUCCCUUAUAUUCAAAUGUGACCAGCGAAUUGAAGUCUGUUAACAGAGCCGCUGAAACUGUUAGACUUAUGAAGGUAUGUUUGAGUGUUAUUUGUAUAGUAUGCCUCAAAUUGUAG